GUUUAGAAUAAGCAAUAAUGAUCAAGCUCAUAUAAAAACUACUUCUCUUGUACUGUCUGUGUAAUCUUUAAAUGAAACCAACUUAUUCAACACAGUUAUCACCAUGUCUGCAGGAUUGUGUGUUUAUAAAUAUUUUACUGAACCAAGGGUUCAAUCUUUGUUAAACUUGUUAUUUUGAACUCUGUAAAACAUUUUUUUUCAUGAUACAAUAAUUCUUAAAUCUUGUAUCUUUUCCUUAAAAAGAUCGGAAGUAUGUUUUCUCUGUCUAUACCUUGAAUUUUCAUUAUAUCCAAAAAUGUAGUACCUUGAUGUAAAAGAAGCCCUUCACCACCAUGUGUAAAAAAUUACCGAUGUAUUAUACUGACCCAAUUCACAUUAUUACACAAUACGAUAUAUAGAUUGUUACUAAAUUUUCCUGUUAUGCAUUUUAAUCCUGUCUUGUAUCUUAAAUUUAAUUGUUCGAUUUUUUCAGAUUUUAAAAAUGGCUUUUGGCCUGUAUAGUCUGCUCGAAGCUAGUCUGCUUGUACUGAACGCUAUCUGUGUAUUGCACGAGGAAAGGUUUCUGGCUAAAUUUGGUUGGUCUGUUCAGCAUAAUAGAAACUCUUUGUCUAGGACUGUUAUGCGUAUACCUCUGAUAUUUAUCAACGGACUGGUGAUUACAAAAAAGCUAUUGCUGGGAUAGAAAUACAACACAUUUACACAACUUA
This is a messenger RNA of Eurytemora carolleeae, 707 nucleotides long. RefSeq names its product immediate early response 3-interacting protein 1-like. The transcript is spliced from 3 exons. NCBI's taxonomy places the organism in Eukaryota, Metazoa, Arthropoda, Copepoda, Calanoida, Temoridae. Gene Ontology annotation, cellular component: COPII-coated ER to Golgi transport vesicle; Golgi membrane; endoplasmic reticulum membrane. The coding region runs from base 482 to 682 and encodes 66 amino acids. Gene Ontology annotation, biological process: endoplasmic reticulum to Golgi vesicle-mediated transport. The record is from RefSeq and is a predicted model, not a curated record.